AGCUGCGUCGGAACCACAUAUCGACGAAGGUUUACCUGCUGGACGGACAGGCCAAUGCGGCCUUCAGUUCCUACUACAACGACGUCGAAGAGCGACUCGAAAGGAUGUCCCACGAAGACAUAGCACUUAGACGGAUACUGGCCAAGAGUCAGGGUCAAGUUGCCAGACUGGCCUUAAUCCUACACUGCCUUGAACACAUCACCAAGUCUUUCUUCCAGAAGGAGGAAGAUGUGAUCUUCGAACCCUUGGAUGUCAUCCCCUUGAAGAUACCAGCUGGGGUGAUGUACAAUGCCAUCAAUCUGAUCCAGCUCUGUGUUCGACACAAGAGGGCGCUGAUCAGUACAGAUUCAUCUACAGCACCGACCCCUGAGAAGAUAUCGAAGGUGGGCCUUUUACAAGGUCAGAAUUCGUUGAUCGGAGAUUCCAGAUUGCGUCAACAGCAGCAGCAACAGCAGCAGCAACAACAGCAGCAGCAACAACAGCAGCAACAACAGCAGCAAAAACAACAGCCACAACACCAACAGCAGCAUCAGCAGCCACAACAGCAGCAGCUACCUCAGCAACAUAAACUGCAGGUGCAUAUGCAACAACAGCAACAACAACUCCAACAGCACCUUCAACAGCAUCAGAAAGGUCAACGUAUCAUUGGUGAGGUAGUGAGAUCCUCAGAGGCUCUAACCUCGCAGCCUGCAACACUAGUGCCUGGUAAUGUUUCUCCUGCUCUAUUACAGCAGAGGCAGAUGAUCAAUAGAUCUGGAUCUGGCAAUCAGCCAUUGCAACAACCACAGGUUCAUGUUGGUCAGCUGGGUCAUGUACCACCGACUCUUACAUCAAUGUCUUCAACGUUGCUUCCCGCACAGUCUCGGCCAAUACCUGUUGGGAUCAGCGUGGUUCCCAAUGGGCCCCAAAUUGUCCAGGUGACCUACACACCGGAAGGAUCCAACAUCCCAGUCUCAGCGUCCUCUCAACAAGGACGAAACCCUGAACUGAUUCCAUUGAACAGUAUGACAGGAAGGCCCAUGAUUAAACCUAAACAAACUGUGCAAAGUGCGCAACGACUCAACCGCUUCAAUGUUUCUCUUCGGCCAAAAUCAAACGUGAUGCUUCCUGGAAAGAUGCUCUCCAGACCAUCGUCCAAGCUCUCGUCCGGAGCUUUGAAAAUCCUACGACGGGCACAGAAGAGGAGUCCAACCCCUGCCGUCGCCUUUCCAAAUGGUUGCCCAACCAGCGCCGACUUCAGGAACUUUGUGGUGCAGUGUCCUCUGAAGGCGCGUCGCGUUCUCACCCAUGGUUCUCUCAAGAUCGACUCUAUUUAUGUGGCGCAAAGGAAACUCUUUCCACCCGUGAUAUGCGAAGGACCCAACGGAAAGAAGCAAGUCAAGUACCCGACGAACGCCGCCCGUGCUUUUCUGACGGCUCUUGCCGAUGCGGGGCUUGGGGACAUGAUAUCUAGAGUGGGAAGUCGUUCCGGCAAAUCGACAUUCAAAAAGAAGAAUUUCAACGAACUCUCGCCGGCCGCUCUUGCUAUUCUUGGAAGGCUGAAUAUCACGGAAGCGCAGUAUCAAUACACUGAAAAUACAUUAUUUCCAUAAUCCAAAGGUGAGGAGAAUGUUGACAUGUUCAUCAUUUCAACAAAGAGAUCUGUACAACUGGAAUUAUCACUUGAGGAUCGUUGUUAAUCUUUCUGUUUGGAAAUAAGACAACUCAUUAGCAGCGCUGCAGCCGACGAAACAAUGAAAAUGGCUCCUUUUAAUUUCAAAACCCAAAGGAGAAAAUAUGUGUAAUUAUUUUUUGUUUUGUAAUAAGUUAUUAGUUACACUGCAGACAGUGAACCAAAUGGAUAAAGACCAUUUAGAUGUCAUGCCCCCAAAAUAACUGAUAUCAUAAUUGGAGAAUCGCUUUUAUUGUUUCCAUUUCUAAAUAAUGCAUAUAUCGCAGACUAUUUACAAGGAAUAACUCGUUUUAAUUUCAAAACCUUUCAAAACUAGGUCUACGUAAAAUGAAGAAUCUGUGCCAACUUAUUUUGAUUACGCACAGACAUAAUUAUACACGUAUUACUAUCGCAUUUGAGUGUCUUAUUUUACGUGAAAAUGCAGAUUAAAUAAUGGAAAGUAUGAAUAUCUGAUCUUCAAGUACU
This is a messenger RNA of Strongylocentrotus purpuratus (purple sea urchin), 2137 nucleotides long. Its product is annotated as mediator of RNA polymerase II transcription subunit 15-like. NCBI's taxonomy places the organism in Eukaryota, Metazoa, Echinodermata, Echinoidea, Camarodonta, Strongylocentrotidae. The transcript has 2 exons. The coding region runs from base 105 to 1592 and encodes 495 amino acids. The record is from RefSeq and is a predicted model, not a curated record.